AUGUCAUCAUCCUCCAAGAGUGGAGUUUCAGACACCAUAGACCCGAUAGCCAUAGUUUCAGAUGACGAGAUCCUUCCAAAGGAUGAGGUUUUCACUUCAGAUACUACGAGUAGCGACGACGAUGACUUUCAGCCCUUCGCCUUACCGGAUUUCGGAGAUGAUUUACCUUUAGCUGAUGGCUUUCUUGACGGGGAUCUACCCCUUGCUCAGAUCCCUGCACCUAUUCCUCUUGCUGCUUUUCCUGUUGAGGAUCUGCCUCUCGACGAUAUGUCGGACAAUGACGUUGAUCUCUUCAUCAAGGGUCCCCCUGAGGAUGCCCAGGAUGGUGGGGCUCCGGUUGAUGAUGUUGUUAUUCCUCUUGAUGAGAUUCCUGUUGUCGAUAUCAUUCUACCUGUCGAGGUUCCUGUUGUGGAGGUUUUAUCUGACCCGUCUGGUCCCGAUUCGUUUAAGUUCGUGUCAUCUUCUACUCUUCAUGCACUGGGAUUACAGCGAUAUCCCACAGACAUUGAUUCCGACACUGCUAUGUCUGCAGCGCCUGUUCCGCCGUGGGAUUUUGAGUUCAACGAUGAGAUUGACCCUAUUUUUCCACACGACCUUGAUCCAGACCAUGAGAUUGAGUUUAUCCCUGUUGAGCAGCCUGUUGAGGCACCUAUUUUUCCUGAUGAUCAGCUCCUUGAUAUACCCGAUGAUCAUGAGCUUGCUCCAGCUGACCCAGAGCCUGAGAUUGCACCCGAGCCUAUUCUUGCUCAUGACCCUCCACCUGUGCACGACCCUAUCCCUGUUGAUGUACCAGUUGUUGCACCACCCCUGCCUGACCCGGUCCCUGUACUUGUUGACCGUGCUCCAUUUGCUACCCAUGUGGACCCUAGAUAUGCUAACGCCCGCAAUGGGUGGAUUGAGGAUGACGACGACUAUCCUCCUUUUGUCAGACCAGUUACUCCCCCUUAUGCACCUGUUCAGGCACCCUUUUAUGUCACCCAGUUUUAG
Helianthus annuus (common sunflower) is the source of this 987-nucleotide messenger RNA. RefSeq lists its product as uncharacterized. NCBI's taxonomy places the organism in Eukaryota, Viridiplantae, Streptophyta, Magnoliopsida, Asterales, Asteraceae. The coding region runs from base 1 to 987 and encodes 328 amino acids. The record is from RefSeq and is a predicted model, not a curated record. The transcript has a single exon.